AACAAAUACUAAAUUGCGCCGCAGGUCCACUAUUCUACACCGUCUUCCUCCACAACUCCGUCAACAAUAACUCCAAGCCGCCCCUCCCUCCCAAACUGGUUUCUCUUCCGCAUAAAAUUUGGGAUCUAUAAUCGCAUCCAUGUCCGACGCUGCACGAUUAGUAGCAAUUUCACCUCUUCAAUCACUAAAAUCACCAUAUCUUCCAUCUACUCGUGUUGUAUUUUCAAGUUGCGGAUCGAGAUUCGUUUCAGAUUUAUGUGAUAGUUUGAAGAGACAAGGUAAUGUAGAUGGAGGACGUGUGAAAGCGAUAACUAAUUCGAGUCAACAAGGAUCGAUUCAAGGCCUUGAUACUUCUUCCCCUGUUUCAAUCGAGCUGAAACCUAUCUUAAAUGAAACCCAAUUCGAUCGCAUGAUUGCUGAGGCUGAACAGCUCGAAGAAUCUGUCGUGAUUUUAUGGAUGGCAAAAUGGUGUAGAAAAUGCAUAUACUUGAAACCAAAAUUGGAAAAACUAGCAGCUGAUUAUCACCCAAGAGUAAAAUUUUACUGUAUUGAUGUCAACAAUGUCCCUUAUAAGCUUGUGGUUCGUGCUGGAGUCAUGAAAAUGCCAACAAUACAGCUUUGGAAGGAUAGCAAGAAACAUGGAGAGGUGAUUGGAGGUCACAAAGCGUAUUUGGUUGUUAGUGAGGUUCGUGAUAUGAUAGAGGGCGAGGACGAAUCCUAAUUUUUUUUUCUUGUUUUUUUUUAAUUGUUGUAGACAUGUAGAAUAGAAAGAAGACAAUUUGUUAUUUGUGGUUCUUUAUAUUUGUAUAGGCAUAGUGAAUAAUCAAUAAAAGCGAUUUUUGUCAAAA
Messenger RNA from Lactuca virosa, 848 nucleotides. Lineage: Eukaryota; Viridiplantae; Streptophyta; Magnoliopsida; Asterales; Asteraceae. The record is from the annotation of a GenBank genome assembly.